GGGCCCUCGAAAUUUGAUGCAGUAAAGUUUGCAGACCCACAUAGGAAAAAAUGAAUUCGAUCAGAAAAUUCGCAAGUUUGCCACAAUUAAGGAAUCUACGACAUGCUAAAUCAAUCAGUACACAAAUAUGCGGUGCAUUAAGAUCAGCAGAAGAAGGUGGCAAAGUUACACACACAGGACAAGCUUAUGAGGCUGAUGAUUACAGAAAUGUCCGUUUUGUGAAUGCUUCCAAAAUCGUCAAUCCAAACUGGGCUGAAAAAUUGAUUGCUGAGGAGCCUAUUAUUGAAACUGAAGAUCGAGUAGUUUGGUGUGACGGGGGGGAUCCUCGUUUAGGACAUCCAAAAGUCUAUAUAAAUCUUGAUAAACCAGGUGCUCAUGCUUGUGGAUAUUGCGGACUGAGAUAUCAGAAAAAGGAGCAUCAUCAUUAAAUGAAAAUCCUAAAAAUUCAAGAUCCAGAAUGGAAUAUUCAAAAUUUUAGUGAAAGAAGUGUAAACUAUUAAGAAUAUGAGAAAUAAAAUGUCCUAUGUUGGUAAAAACU
Messenger RNA from Chironomus riparius, 538 nucleotides. The record is from the annotation of a GenBank genome assembly. Lineage: Eukaryota; Metazoa; Arthropoda; Insecta; Diptera; Chironomidae.